Hylaeus anthracinus is the source of this 1141-nucleotide messenger RNA. Its product is annotated as 3-oxoacyl-[acyl-carrier-protein] reductase FabG-like. The record is from RefSeq and is a predicted model, not a curated record. The coding region runs from base 275 to 1036 and encodes 253 amino acids. Gene Ontology annotation, molecular function: oxidoreductase activity. The transcript has 4 exons. NCBI's taxonomy places the organism in Eukaryota, Metazoa, Arthropoda, Insecta, Hymenoptera, Colletidae.
CAUCAUUGUAUAUAAUCAUUCUACACCACACCGAUAAGAGUCGGUUGUGUCUAUAGUAAUUUCGCGAUAAUAAAAGCGCUUACCAAAAAGGGAAUGUACGUAAUUUGAUUCGUUGCGUAAUUUCAACUGGAAAACGAUAAUCCGUUUUAAUAAACAAAAUCAGCGUUACGUAAUAAAUUGAACGCGAUACAAAGUAAGUGCAGAUAUUGUAACUAAGAAUACAUUGAAAUAUAAUAUUUUAGUAUAUUGUUACAAGGUCGAUUUCCGCGUCACGAUGGCAUUUGCUGGAAAAGUUGUGUUAAUAACAGGAGCUAGCUCUGGUAUCGGUGCUGCAACAGCUGUUCAUUUUGCCCAACUUGGGGCGUCGUUAUUGUUAACAGGUCGUAAUUUGGAGAAUUUAAAUGCAGUUGCUGAAAAAUGUAAACCUAACAAACCGUUUAUUGUAACUGGAGAAAUAACUAAUGAAACCGAUGUUAAAAAUAUCAUUGAAUCCACCAUUAAACACUAUGGUAGAUUAGAUGUUUUGGUUAAUAAUGCCGGUGUAUUGGAAAGUGGAAGUAUAGAAAAUACUUCAUUAGACCAAUAUGAUAGGGUAUUCAAUGUAAACGUACGUUCCAUAUACAAUUUAACAAUGUUGGCUGUUCCACAUAUAGUGAAGACUAAAGGUAAUAUUGUAAACGUGUCAAGCGUUUGCGGAAUAAGAGCGUUUCCAGGUGUUCUGUCAUAUUGUAUGAGUAAAUCAGCUAUCGAUCAAUUUACAAAAUGCGUUGCCCUCGAGCUUGCGCCAAAACAAGUUCGAGUAAACGCUGUAAAUCCUGGUGUUACAGUUACAAAUCUUCAUAAGAAUAGCGGUAUGACGGACGAGCAAUUGAAGAAAUUUUUCGAGCACAGUAAAGAAACUCAUGCGCUCGGCAGACCAGGAGAUGUUACAGAAGUCGCGAAGGCAAUUGCAUUUCUGGCAAGCGACGAUGCUAGUUUUAUUACAGGUGAAACUUUACCUGUCGACGGAGGAAGACACGCUAUGUGUCCUCGUUAACUUACAUUUCACUUAUCACAAACAAAUUUAAAUAUCUGUACACUUUUUAUACAAUUUCUGAGAUGUUAUAUUUUUAUAAAAGAACACGAUAUAUCUUAAAUGUAA